Molecule: messenger RNA, 3125 nt
Organism: Sander lucioperca (pikeperch)
Lineage: Eukaryota; Metazoa; Chordata; Actinopteri; Perciformes; Percidae
Product: UDP-glucuronosyltransferase 2A1-like
Exons: 3
Coding region: 170-1756 (528 amino acids)
Molecular function (GO): UDP-glycosyltransferase activity
Source: RefSeq, a predicted model, not a curated record
CGUUGCACAACAGCCAGUGUAAGGCUUGUCAGUCACACAAUACUGUAUAAAGUGCAGAUCUGCUGCCAGCCCAGAGACAAAAGCUGCACGGACUGUGAAUGUAAUACACCUUUCUACUGUGAAUGCUUUAUGAAUAGCAGGUAAAACCGACAGGAGUUUCACUUCAGAGAUGAGCGGCUGGCUGAGACUGGUGACACUGGCUGCACUGCUCUGCUCUCUUCCAACUGCUGAUGGAGGGAAAGUCCUUGUUUUCCCUGUGGAGGGAAGCCACUGGGUCAACAUGAAGGUCCUCAUCCAGGAGCUCUAUUCCAGAGGUCACCACAUCACAGUGAUCCGGCCCAAAACCAGCAUAUUCAUCAAAGCAGAGUCCCCUCACUACCAGUCAAUCAGCCUGGAUGACGGUAAUGAAUUUGAUGCAAACUUCAUGAAUUAUUUCACGACGAGAAUGCUGCAGCUCCGGCGGGAGUUCCACACUUCAACUGCAGCGUAUUUCAAAGCUGGAGAGGAGUUGAUGACGAUGAUGCAUCAUGCUCACAAACCUGUGGUUGAUAAAAUGCAAGAGAUAUUUGAGGAUGCUAAACUGAUGCAAUUAUUCCAAGAAGCCAAGUAUGAUGUUGUUCUGACUGACCCUUGCUUUGGUGGAGGGGUUCUUCUGGCUCAUCGGUUGGGUCUGCCUCUGGUCUUCAACGUACGAUGGACGAUCUUGGAAGAUGGACAUCACACAGUUGCCCCAUCACCACUUUCAUAUGUUCCCAUACCAGGCGUUAAAUUGACUGAUAAGAUGACUUUUUGGCAAAGGGUGUUAAAUGUUUUAAUUGCCUUAAUGGUACGUAAUAACCACAUGACAAUCAAAGAAUCUUAUUACACACCAUUUGUCCACCGUCACUUUGGUCCUGACGUCCACUAUGAUGAGCUCGUUCAGGCAGCAGAUGUUUGGUUGAUGAGAACCGACUUUACCUUUGAGUUCCCUCGUCCCACCAUGCCCAACGUUGUCUACAUGGGCGGGUUUCAGUGUAAACCCUCCAAGCCUCUUCCUCAACAUCUGGAAGACUUUGUCCAGAGCUCUGCAGAGCAUGGAGUCAUUAUUAUGAGCUUGGGGACCUUGGUGGGGACUCUUCCUGAGGAUAUAGCAGAACAUGUGGCUGCUACUUUUGCCCAAUUACCUCAGAAGGUCAUCUGGAGGCAUACUGGGAAGAGACCGUCCACCCUGGGCAACAACACCUUGCUGCUGGACUGGCUGCCCCAAAAUGACCUCUUAGGACACCCAAAGACCAGAGUGUUUGUGGCCCACGGAGGCACCAACGGACUUCAAGAAGCCAUCUACCACGGAGUUCCCAUCGUCGGCCUUCCUCUGAUGUUUGACCAGGAUGAUAACCUGUUCAGGAUGAGAGUGAGGGGCAUUGCAAAGGUGCUGGAAAUUGGCACACUGAACAAAGACAACUUCCUGGAGGCGGUGAAGGCGGUGCUUUAUGAGCCGUCCUACAGGGAGAACGUGCAGCAGCUCUCCAGGCUGCACAGAGACCAGCCCAUGAAGCCUCUGGACCGAGCCAUGUUCUGGAUCGAGUUUGUCAUGAGACACAAGGGUGCUGCUCACUUAAGGACUAACUCCUAUAAAAUGUCCUGGAUUCAGUACCACUCCAUUGAUGUUAUCGCACUGUUGCUAAUGUCGGUUAUGAUGAUGUCACUGAUUUGCAUUUUAACAGUGAAAUGUUUGUGGUGUAAAGUGUUUGGUGAGAGGAAAGCAAAAUUGGACUAAUACAAAUAUUUAUGUUGCUCUGCAUGUACUUCUGUUAUGGUUUUUUAGCAGUACAUUUUUUUCUCCAACACCAGCAGAAAAGGAAAGAACGGGAGAAGCAGAGAAGGAAGAAUGAAAAUGAAAGUUGCACAAAAUGAAACAUGUUUAAAUUUAGUGUUAAUCUGUAUCUUGAACAACUGAGGUUUGAUGAUGAUGGCGCAGCAGCACAGAAUAAAUGUCGGCCUCUUACGUUAAGAGCUGAAAAGACUCGUGUCCAAGAUAUAAUUUAAUCUGAAAAAUGAUGAUCUGACUAAAUUGAAGCAACAACAGCAUCAAAAGCCACAGCAGUGAUACCCUGGAGUGGACAUACGGUGGACAUACAGUGUAUUCGUCUGUCUUUUGCUAUGUUUUGUAUUGUGCUAUGGACCGUUUUUUUGUGUCCUGAAUAAAGAAUAAAGAAAGAAAGAAAGAAAGGUAUGUCUGACAAACAGAAUGGGAUUUCUGUGAAGGCUAUGUAUUGAAAUAAGAAUCUAUGGGAAACUGCUAAGAGGUGCUACUAUUGAUCAACCUGUGCAGCAAACAAUAAUAAGCAUGUCAAUAAGUGACAGAAAUAAAAAAUUGAGUGUUCAGAAUGAGCAGGCUGUGGACUUUAUCUCCAUCUUGUGGUAUUUACGGGAAGUAAAAUGUGUCCAUGCAAUCACCUACUGUAUACAUACUGUACAUUUAAUAAUUUUGAUGACAUUAUGAACAUGUUGUCCUUGAAAACAGGAUUAAGCAGGUUACAGAAUUGUAACAGUUAAAAUAUUUCUUAAACAAUGUUGCGUUUUUGGAAAGGCUUAUUCAUCUCUACACCCUACAUACAUUGUGUUAGCGUUACAGUCCUGCUUGUUUAAAGAAACAUCUUUAGUAAAAAAAAUCUUAAUUCUCCUUAAGAGCAAAUCAUCACUACAUCUCUGUGUAUACAAUCCUAAGUACUCCCUCUCUUCAGUGAGGCUGCUGUCUAUAACAGACUUGAGUAUCAACACACUGUUACAACUUAAAAUUACAAAGCAUAUCAACAUCUGCUAUGCUUCUGCUUGUUUGUUUUUAUAUGAAAGUAUAAUGAUGCAGUGAAGUUGUAGGAGGGUAAAGUUGAAUGAUCUUUGUUUCUAAUAUUGAGAACACACACAUACAGUAUAUGCUUUACUCUUUACAUAUUUCAGCUAUUAAGCAUCCAUCAGGGUGGAAUGAGGUUGAUUCAGGUUUCUGUAUAUACAGUCAGUUAAUUAGAAAAUAUAAUUUAAUUUAUUUGGGCUGUCCAUAAAAUUUGUAAAGUCGAAAUAGUUUUAGUGAGGAAUUUGUUGUUUUGGAAAUAAAGGAAUCAAGAUUUAACCAUUAAGAUUAAAUAACA